GAUGCUUCUCAGCUACGGGUGGGAGCGGUGCGCACGACCGAUUUCUUGGGAUUAUUUUCGUCCCGUCAGAGGCUCGCUAUCGACGGACAAAGGCUUCUGGAAAUGUGGGCUUCUCGUCAGAGUCAGCUGGAAGUGGACAGGACGACUGGGAACACAUUGUGAGAGGGAACCGGAGUGACUUCGAGGUAAUAAGACCCCCCGGGAGAGUGGAGAUCGGCGGGUGUUGGAAUCUCAACAUGACACAUAAAGAACGAGUAUCAACAUGAUCUUUGGAUAAUAAUUUUAAAAAAAGAAAGAAAAGAGAGAGAGAGGGUCGCAAUCGGCAGUUUGCAAUGAAGUGAGUGGAAGAGCGCACGUUCGGUAACUUCGCCAUGAAAUCAGUGUUCUUCAGCCGAUUCUUCAUCCUGCUGCCUUGGGUCCUAAUAGUCAUCAUCAUGAUCGAUAUGGACAGCAAAAGAACGAGCUGGACUCCGAUCGAUGUCCCGCGCGGCAAGCUCGGUGGCUCCAAGAACCAUUCUGCCCUGCCGGUCAUUUACGCCAUAACUCCCACUUACACGCGCCCGGUGCAGAAAGCCGAGCUGACCCGAUUGGCCCACGCGUUCCGUCAGGUUCCCCAGUUCCACUGGAUUGUGGUGGAGGAUUCCACGGUGCGCACGGAUCUGGUGAGCCGCUUCUUGGCUCACUGCGGUGUGCCCUAUACGCACUUGCACGUCUUCACACCGCGCAGGUUCAAGCGCGCCGGUAUGCCCCGUGCCACCGAGCAGAGAAAUUUGGCCCUGGGGUGGCUCCGGCAACACCGGACACGCCGGGACGCAGGGGUGGUCUUCUUUGCGGACGACGACAACACUUACAGCCUGGAGCUGUUUCAAGAGAUGCGGAACACUCGACGUGUAUCUGUGUGGCCAGUGGCGUUUGUAGGUGCCAGAACAUAUGAGCGCCCAAUAGUGGCAGGGGGCAGAGUUGUGGGCUGGUACACUGGCUGGAGACCAGAUCGUACCUUUGCCACCGACAUGGCAGGUUUUGCUGUGAACCUCCAAGUCAUCCUGGCCAAUCCAAGGGCACAGUUCAAGAGGCGCGGCAGCCAGCCCGGAAUGCAGGAGACCGACUUCCUCAAGCAGAUCACCAAGGUGGCGGAGUUAGAACCCAAGGCCAACAACUGUACUCGGGUGCUGGUUUGGCAUACACGAACUGAGAAGCCACACCUUGGAAAUGAGUCUAAACAUCCUAAGGACACUGUAGUCAUCGAGGUGUGACCAACAAAGAGAAGAGUAUUUUAAAACAAAAAGGCAUUCGGGAUUCCCAUCAUAUCGGAGCUGGAACUCGCUGGUUGCAUACAGCUCGCUUUCUUUGGUGAAUAACGACAUAACACGGAGGAAGUGAAUCAGUCCGGACAUGUCAACAGGAACAGUGAGAGCUCCUCUAUCUAUUUUCAACACCUGAAGGAUGCUUCGGAGCUGACAGCGAGAGAGUGGAGUCAAUCCCAGCUGACCUUGGUCCCGGACUGCCCAGCUAUCAAUUAGAGAGCCGCAAUGGAAAGUCUGCAGCGUUAACCUCUACACCACCCAUGACCCCAAAAGGAUAAUUGUAUAUUUCUUCCGUCCAUGGUUGUUUAAAAAAGAAAACAUUGUGUUCAAGUGUGAUUAUUUUUGAAAGCAUUACUGUUGGUGUACUGUUGCUAAACAAUCAAGAUUUGUGGUCUGUGUAAAAGUACUGGGCAACAUCGUUUGACGUAGCGACUGGAACAUUUCUCAGCGAUACUGAUAAUGAAAAUUUGGGAAGUGCAUGACUUCACUUUGUUUGAUAAUUGUGUCUUUCUUUAACUGUAUCGACAUAGAGAGAAAACAAGUUCAAGAUUUGGGUCAAGCAGAGUGCAGUUUGCCAUAAAGCAAUCGUUACUUGAUUGUAUCUGGAAGCAAUUAAGGCAAGUUGGAUUUAGUUCUAAAGAAGGAACCACCAAGCGAUAAGGAUCGGAAUAAAAUCCAUAUCAAAUGUUCCAGGAAAUAUUAUUUUGCUGAAUGUAAGUAGGACUUUGAACAAUCCAAGAAAUAUUGUCAUCCAAGAAGACCUUGUCAAAUACUUGUCCAUAAUCUAAGAGGGAGAACUCCGAUGCUUUGCCUUCUUCUCAAAUUCCUACUUUCUUGUGAAGUUUCCAGAUAUUAAUGUUCAGAUCAUAAAACAGUACAAGACAAAGAUUUGCUUUAAUUCAACAACAUGGGGACCCAAGCGCAUGAAGGGCAGUUUUAAGGAUCGGAUACAAGUCCAGAAUUUAACGAGGCCAUUCCUAUUAUUUUUCUUUCUUUCUUAUUUUUAAAGCAUUUAAGGUUGCAAGUAUGUUAUGGAUUGUAUUCCUGCAGCAGAAUUCAAAGCUGGAGGUCAGAAAAUGAAGGCUGAACAUUCUCCCUGAAGGUUUUUUGAUAAAGGACAGAAUUCGACCUUAAGUGAGGUGCGGGAAGCUUGCAGCAUUUUAGAUGUGGUCUUGGGUUCCUUUGUGACCUCCUAAAUGAGUCCUCACUGUGCUCUUGGGGUCAUUUUUGCUCAUCCCUGCGUCACAUUUUAUCCAUUUGUGAAUAACGGCUCUCACUAUGGUUUGCUGGAGUCCUAACCCAUUAGGCUUUGCUACUCUUCUCAGACUGAGAGAUGUCAUAUCAAUUAUUUCUCAUCCGUUCUCAAAAGUAUUUGGAUUACGGCAUUUUAUUGCAGUCUUCUGGACGAUUUUGUUUUGGCUGACAGGUUGUAGCUAUUUAAUGUUUCCUGGGUCGAUCAGGUCUGGAGGUAAUCAGGCUCGGAUGAGGUAAAAAAAAAAAAUAAGAGAAGUUAAAUUACGAAGAGUGUAAAUACUUGUUUGUUCUUGUAAGAUUAAGAACAAAGAGGAUGAGUACGAAUUUUUGACAUAUUAAGCAGAAGGGCAGAACUAAAUCAAAGAUUUUGACACUGAUCCGCAUAUCAUUUCACCUUUGAUGAAGUGGUUCAUUGUAUUGUUUUGUUGGCUGCUGAUGUCCCAUCAAGACAGUAAGUCAAUAAAGUCACUCUAUUUUUUGUUUCUAAGUUUCACAAAAGCUGCGAUCUACUGUAUUUCAAUUUGUGAAUGUAAAACCAACUAAAGUGACUAUUUUGUGGCUUAUGCCCAAAUAGAAUGCUCGGUACAUAAUACACAAAAAAUAUUUGUCGUCACUUGAAAGGUCUCACAACAAAAAAGAAACAAUGUGAUAUUUUUAGUAGCUUGUCUUGAAUCUAUCUUCCAGAUUCUGGGAUUUCUUUACAGUAUUCAUAAUGAAUAAAAUAUUAAUGAGAUAACAGUUGAACGACGCCUAAUUACGUAUUUGCACUAAUGCAAUUGGAAGACAUCAGUGUGUGCAGUAAAUACAGCACUACAGGAUGAAGUAGUGAGCGUACAACUACAUUUAGGAUUCAACAUCCUUUAUUUCACGUGUUCUGCUGGUAAAUGCUGGGACCAAUACAAAUAAAAUGGAAUUCCCAAACAACAAUACAGUACUCACACAAUGGGGUCGAAGUCUUGGACGACAACAACAAACAUGGAUUAAUUGAUACACAGGAAAAUGUUUUGUAUUAAGCACCAGAAAAUGUAAACACAAAUGUAAAUAAACCCGGCGGGCGUGUCAUAUGUUGAUGUGUCAUCCACACUAACCAUGUUAUUAUGUUUAUGAAUAUGUAUUGUGUGGCAGAGGAACCCUGUUACAAGUGAAUGAGAUUCUCUGCAUUGGCGUGGCAGAGAAUAUUUCAAGUUUUUUCUGGUGUGUGCAUUUGUACUGUUGCUUUUACUCUCAACGACAACAAUGCAAGCAAGCAGACAUUUUUCGCCAUUAUGUGAUUUGUCGUACAGGUUUACUCGUGUCACAGUAAUUGUGCUACUCUUGUACCACACGCAACAACACACACAAUAAAAAAAAAGGAUGCCAGAA
Messenger RNA from Syngnathus typhle (broad-nosed pipefish), 3920 nucleotides. It is a transcript of the gene b3gat2, whose product is annotated as beta-1,3-glucuronyltransferase 2 (glucuronosyltransferase S). Gene Ontology annotation, biological process: chondroitin sulfate proteoglycan biosynthetic process; carbohydrate metabolic process. The record is from RefSeq and is a predicted model, not a curated record. NCBI's taxonomy places the organism in Eukaryota, Metazoa, Chordata, Actinopteri, Syngnathiformes, Syngnathidae. Bases 372 to 1253 code for a protein of 293 amino acids. Gene Ontology annotation, molecular function: galactosylgalactosylxylosylprotein 3-beta-glucuronosyltransferase activity. The transcript has 4 exons. Gene Ontology annotation, cellular component: Golgi membrane.